AUGGAAAAAAUGAAGAAUAUAUUGAAGCCCAAACCGAACCCGCAGCAAUUAAUGAGAGAUUGGCAGCGUCGACUUCGCCAAGAGUGCCGUAACAUCGAACGCCAAAUCCGAGAUAUACAGAGAGAAGAGAAGAAUGUCCAGAAAGCGAUUAAAGAGGCUGCGAAGAGAAAUGACAUGGCUUCUGCUAAGGCACUUGCUAAAGAACUUGUGAGAUCUAGAAAAACUGUGAACCGUCUAUAUGAGAACAAGGCACAGUUGAAUUCGAUAUCGAUGCACCUAGGAGAAAGUGUAGCUAUUGCUCGCACUGUGGGACAUUUGUCCAAAAGUGCUGAAGUCAUGAAGCUUGUUAACAAUCUCAUGAAGGCCCCACAAAUGGCUGUUACCAUGCAAGAAUUCAACAAGGAAAUGACCAAGGCUGGUGUUAUUGAAGAGAUGGUGAAUGAUGCGGUGGACGAUGCACUUGAUUCAGAAGACAUUGAAGAGGAGACUGAAGAAGAGAUUGACAAGGUCCUGACUGCAAUUGCCGGUGAGACUGCUGCCCAACUUCCUGAAGCAACCAGAAAGGAAAAUCUAAAGCAACCCGUGCAGGGUGUAGAAGAUGCAGAGGAGAAUGCCGAUGAUGAAGAAGAGCUUGAAGAAAUGAGGGCCCGUCUUGCAAGAGUUCGAUCGUGA
This is a messenger RNA of Fraxinus pennsylvanica, 672 nucleotides long. The record is from the annotation of a GenBank genome assembly. Lineage: Eukaryota; Viridiplantae; Streptophyta; Magnoliopsida; Lamiales; Oleaceae.